UGCCCUAGGAACUUAAGUAAUGCAUUUAACAAGUUGUUUGCUGCUGCUCGUUUGGCUUGUGCCAUGGCUGGAAGCCUCCUACGAUGUGAUUUCGCCGACCCAGAAUAUAACGGCUUACCUACAUGCACGGCAGAAGCGGCAUCAGCUGCUGUACCAGAACGGAGGCAGUAUUCGCCUUGUGGUUGGACCCGUCAUGGCCGUUGAGCUACAAGAUCCUGUCGCUUGGCGCAGCAUGGUCAACUUUUAUGUGAUACACUUUGGGGCAUAUACAUUGCCCUCAGCGCCGCUUUACCCGUGGGAUAAAUGGGAGUCCGUAUUUGCCAGAUCGCUGAACGAUAAGAUUCGCCAGCUGGACGCAUCGCACGAGGAUGACACGCGCCUGUUUGCUUACACCGCGCUGGAGCAUUACAUGGACAAUGCGAGCGGAGUCCGGGGUCGCGGUCGCCAGUGCCUGCUGCGUGCAAUGUGUGAGAAUGCGCAAGUGCAUCAUCAUGUGGGCAUCAUGGCCGAGCUGCUCAAUGUGCUACUCACACCUGGAAAGGCGCGACUCGAGGAGGCCUAUAAGGAAGCCUACGCUGCGGGCCUAGCAGGUGUGGAUUGCUGUGAGCAGUUCCAUGAGUGUCCCAGAGGUGCGAGUGCUCUGGAUGCUUUUACUUUGGAUGUGAACAACUAAAAUGGCAGCUUCAAUUUGGCAAGGCGGGCUGAGCCAAUGGGCAAUUGCAUAUAAUCAACUAUUUGAUUAAAAGUUAAUCUUAAAAAAUGUCUAAAAAUGGUGUUGAAAGAAAAUACCGUUAAGCCGCGUCAAAUGUUCAACUGAUUUAAGUGCCUGCACGUGCCACGCCUUUCCUUUAAAUGUUGCCGUUCUUCGAAAAAAACCCGUAA
Molecule: messenger RNA, 882 nt
Organism: Drosophila virilis
Lineage: Eukaryota; Metazoa; Arthropoda; Insecta; Diptera; Drosophilidae
Source: RefSeq, a predicted model, not a curated record